AUGAAAUAUAAAGCAAAAUCGAUCGAAACGCUCGCACAAUUCCCAGAUUUCAGCUCCCAAAUCCAUUGCAUAAAACACCCGAACCCAUCUCAGGUCGGCGUGUGCGCUCCCUGCCUGAGGGGCAAAUUGGUAAAAUUAGCCUCCUCCGACGCCGGCCUCUCCUCGUACCGCCACUCGACCGGCUCCGUCGACCUCGACGGCGCCGGAAAAUUCACUUUCUUCGCGGAAAACGAGGAAACAACCAAAACCCAGUCGAAAAAAUCCGAUCUUUUCAUGAGGAGCAACAGCGGCUGUGCGGAUGGGCCAAAGGGGCCGCUGGAAAAAUUCUGGAGAGUUAAGCGCCUUUUUGGGAAAGGGAUUAUUAAACUGCAUGGGUCGCCGGAGAAUUUUGGAUUUUCGGGGGGCCAAAGUGGAAUUAAUUAUAGGGUUAGGUCCAUGUCGUCAUCGUUCUCUGUGGCCAAGAUGUCUGACGUCACCAAUGGGUUUUCGCAGUUUGAUGGUGUUUUUCCAGUUAUGGAGAGUGGUGAUUUUAUUGAUUUGGAUUUCGAUUUUUCGUCUGAAUCUGAUAAGCAGGAUUUUUCUGAGUCGAAAAAUGGGUGUAAAAGGCACAAGAUGUAUGUGACGAGGCCUCUUUCCAAAGUGCUGAAAUCUCCGAAAAUGGGGCAGCCCGACGGCCCGAAUUCGGGCUGCUUAGUGAUACAAGACCAGGAAUCCGAAACCUACUCGUUUUUCGGGUUGUGGCGAAAUCGGAAGCUCAAACUUCUGCCUUUUCCUCAGGACAAAGAGCUCAGUCACCGCUUCAAUGAUUCCGUUUUGUUGAUCCCGGUUAUCAAUCAGCCGCUCGACUCCAAUCGGUAUUACGCGAUCGUCCCACAUGGACCGCGAAAAGGAGAAGCAUAUACCUGCUCAAGGGAAGAUGAUAAGAUCACCUGCUGUUUCUGCCGUUUGGUGAACGACAUAGAACCGAUGCCAUUAGAUCCGAAAAACAUUUAUCAACAAUUUCAGAUAUCUCCGUACAACGGUGGCUUUAUCGCCACCUCCAAACCUCUUGACAGCUUCCCACCGUCAUUCCUCCGCCGGGAAGGUUGGACCAUCCACACAAAGACCCCUCACAAUUUCAAGCUCGACACCGCAAACGGCCUCGACCCUGUACUCCGGGCCCGCCUCCCGGAUUUCGAUUUCCCCAUUUCCCGAGAGUUUUCCAAGCCUUUAGUCGUCGGGAAAUGGUAUAGCCCCUUCAUAUUCGUAAAGGAAGGGACUCUACAUGAACAAGUAAAGCGUUCGGUGUACUAUGAGUGGACGCUCGAGCAAAGAUGGGAAAAGAUCUUUGCUUGCCGUAACAAGGGUAACGAUAACCGAGUGGUGAUUGACGAAGUGUUUGAGGACGAACAAGCAUUUGUCGGUGGGGUUAGAGGCGAGUGGGACGAGAAGAGUUCGGGUGAUGGGGUGGUUUGGUAUGUGGGCUAUGGUAGUGAAGGAGAGAAAAAAACGAGCGUAGGGUUGAGAGUGGAAAUAGUCGAGCGAAUGAGGCCUCUUUCCCAAGUGCUCAAAUCUCCUGAAUUUGGGCAGCCCGACGGCCCGAAUUCGGGCUGCUUAGUGAUCCAAGACGAGGAAUCCGAGACCUACUCGUGUUUCGGGUUGUGUCGGAAUCGGAGGCUCAAACUUCUGCCUUUUCCUCAGGACAAAGAGCUUCUUGUUCGUUACACGACGACCAACGGCCAGACAACCACCGUUUACGAGGAUCCCGUUUUCUUGAUCCCGGUUAUUGAUCUACCGCUAGACUCCAAUCGGUAUUACGCAAUCGUCCCACAUGGAAAGCGAAAAGGAGAAGCAUAUACUUGCUCAAGAGAAGAUGAUAAGACCACCUGCUGUUUCUGUCGUUUCGUGAAAGACGUAAAACCGAGGCCGUUGGAUCCACAAAACAUUUAUCAGCAAUUCCAGAUAUCUCCGUACGAAGCGCUUUGCAGCGGCACGGGUGGCUUUAUCGCCACCUCCAUAGCUCUCGACGGCUUCCCACCGUCAUUCCUCCGCCGGGAAGGCUGGACCAUCCACACAAAGACCCCUCACAAUUUCAAGCUCGACACUGCAAAUGGCCUCGACCCUGUACUCCGGGCCCGCCUCCCGGAUUUCGAUUUCCCCAUUUCCCGAGAGUUUUCCGAGCCUUUAGUCGUCGGGAAAUGGUGUAGCCCCUUCGUGUUCGUAAAGGAAGGGACUCUGCACGAACAAGUAAAGCGUUCGGUGUACUAUGAGUGGACGCUCGAGCAAAGAUGGGAAAAGAUCUUCGCUUGUCGUAAUGAGGGCAACGAUAACCGAGUGGCGAUUGACGACGUGUUUGAGGACGAACGAACAUUUGUCGGUGGGGUCAGAGGCGAGUGGGACGAGAAGAGUUCGGUUGAUGGGGUGGUUUGGUAUGUGGGUUGCGGUAGUGAAGGAGAGAAAAAAACGAGCGUGGGGUUGAGAGUGGAAAUAGUCGAGCGAAUGAGGAGGAUGGAUGGGAGUUUGGUGAUGUGUUGUGAGUUUAGGCACUUUCACCAUGUGAGGGCUAAAUGGGAG
Molecule: messenger RNA, 2553 nt
Organism: Striga asiatica
Lineage: Eukaryota; Viridiplantae; Streptophyta; Magnoliopsida; Lamiales; Orobanchaceae
Source: the annotation of a GenBank genome assembly